This is a messenger RNA of Dreissena polymorpha, 589 nucleotides long. RefSeq lists its product as uncharacterized. The transcript has 3 exons. The record is from RefSeq and is a predicted model, not a curated record. The coding region runs from base 118 to 555 and encodes 145 amino acids. NCBI's taxonomy places the organism in Eukaryota, Metazoa, Mollusca, Bivalvia, Myida, Dreissenidae.
UUACUAGGACAGCAUGCUCCAAUACAAACUAAAUUAGAACGGUAAAUUAUCUACAUAAUAGGGUUGUUUCAGCUAACGUUUUUAUUCACCUUAACAUCAUAUGAUAUAAGCUCAGCUAUGAUCAGGAUUUUAAGCCUGUAUUGUAUGUGUGUUGUGUCUGGGGCGAUGUUGUUUGGAGGACCAUGUGACUUGUCACCCGUUUACGAAUCAGGGAUUCCUCACGAUCCUAACUGGUCCUCCAAAAUAUCAGUGCCAAGAUCCUGCACGAAUGGCACAUUUCGCUGGGACUACCCGAGAGGACAUGUGGCCCUGCUUUUUGAGAACUUCGGGAGGGCGACCGCAGCUUGCUUUCGGGAUUCCCUCGGAGGCGAAGCAUUCAGCAUUACUGACGUCACUUCCGGGCAUCAUAUGACGCAGCUUCCUAGGCUGGUGCGUGGCAGCGACAAGAUCGUGUGUACAGCCGCCUCCCAUGGACAACCUCUCAACAUACGUGUAGACGCUCCAGAGGAUAUAGUGUACAUGGGGGAGUUUGCAUACUUCCUUCAGUUUUCUUGAGAAAAUGCCUGUGAAUAAAUAUUUAGUUUUCUGA